AUGAAUCCAGAAGAGCCCAUAGAAGAUGACUACGCAAAAAAUUACAGAUCACGCUUUACACUUGACAAGACAGAUAGCAAAAAACAUAAAGGAAUAAAAUGCUGUGGUCAUAAUACUUGUCAUUUAGAUCGAUACAAUCUCAUUAGCAAUGUGAAACCAUUCACAGCAAGACCAUAUACUUUGUACAAAAUUGUUUUGACAACGGCUGAUGUUCCUGGUGCUGGUACAUCGGCUCAGAUAUACAUAACACUCAAAGGAGAAUGGGGAUCAUCCACUCGUCAAAAGCUUAUAAAGGAAAAAUUUGCAACUAGGCAUCCUCCUUUUUGUCUUUAUCCUGGUUCGACAUCCACUUUUUCAGUAGUUUCUCCAGAUUUAGGAGAAUACUCAAUUGUAACUGUAACUGGAGAUCAGGAGGGUUCUGGAACAAAUAGCAAAGUAUAUAUUACGAUUUAUGGAAGAACUGGAAUUACUCCCCGAAUAGAAUUAAGCCAAGAAAAUAAAAGCACAGGAAAAGAAAUCUUAUGUGCGCCCUUUGGACGUGGUACAAGUUCAAAAUUUAUUGUCAAAGCUCCAAAUGUUGGUGCUAUUACAAAUAUUCGUAUCAAGCAAGAUGAAUCCGGAAAUGAACCCCAUUGGUUUUUAGAACGUGUUGUAGUGACUGAUAUGUCAUAUCCUCAGUGGACCUAUUACUUUCAUUUUGGAUGUUGGCUGUCUAGCAAAUAUGGUGACGGUAAAUCGAGCAGACUUGUUCGAGGUUACAGGGAACCUACUGGAACAGGUAUUGAAACAGAAUACAAACUGACAUUUUAUACAUCUGACAAAAAAGAUGCUGGAACAACGGGUGAAGUAUAUGUUAAACUAUAUGGUGAAAAAGAUUCCAGCAGAGAAAUAUGGGUCAAUUCUAUACAGCAUGCAACUGGAGAACAACCAACACAUUAUCAUUUUACUCGUGGAUCAAUUGUGGAAGUUUACUUACCACCAUGUCCCCAGUUAGGUGAGAUAAUUAAACUUAAAGUUGGACAUACUAAAGAUGGUUCAUCCCCUUCGUGGUUACUAAACAAGGUAAUUGUAGAUGAUCUAAGAAUGAAUCGUGUGUUUGAAUUUCCUUGUUUCGCAUGGAUCACAGAACCCAGUGAAACGAUCAUUUUUUGUGAAAAGUCAAUUAAGAAAGAAGCAAAGGAAAUUAUUUGGCAGAAGAUACCAUUAGAAGUCCGCUUGUACACAGGUGAUGUACCCAAUGCAGGGACGACUGCUCGAGUUUAUCUUCGAUUAAGUGGUCCUGAAAAAAUAACCAUUAGCAAACCCCCUUAUUUAAAUUAUCAAACAACUAACACUACUGCACAAAAGGAAUCUGACAUCAGACUGGAUCAUAAAGAACAGAAAACCACAGCUGAAGACAAAGAUGAUGUAUAUACAACUUCAUACAUAUGGCUGGAAAAUGGAAAUUAUCAAAGAAAUGGUGUUGCAUUAUUUUCUCUUGAUUUGCCAGUACCAAAGUUUAUCAGUCCUCUAUCUCAGCUGGUAAUAGGACAUGACAAUACUGGUCAUUCACCAGCUUGGUUUCUUGAUAAGGUUCAAAUCUAUUGUCCAUUGAAUGGAGUUGAACAAACUUUCCUGUAUCGUAAAUGGUUAACAAGUAACAAACCAAACAUGAAGGCUGAACAGAUAUUAUAUGAAGACAAAUCUUUAAGAAAAUGUACUGAUAAAAAAGUACCAUGGGAAAUUUCAGUAAAAACCAGCCCAAUAACUAAUAGUUACGUGACAGCUGCAGUCAGCAUUAUUAUAUUUGGUACCAAAGAUAAAACUACGAAAAUUCAGUUGGAUCGUUCAAAUUUAGAAGUAUCCUCCGAGUGGACUAAGAUAUCAAAGAAUGAAGUAAUUGAAAUGUUCAAGCCAAACGUCGAGUCGAAAUUUCGUAUUUAUAUUAAAGAUAUUGGUAUACCUUGUAAACUAAGAGUUGCACAUGAUAAUAAAGGUUCAAAUCCAAACUGGCAUCUUGAAGAGAUUCUUUUAACUAAUCUUAGUACUCACGAGCAAUAUAAUUUCUAUUGCAAUCGUUGGUUAAGUACUCGUGAAGACGAUGGGUCUAUUUUGCGAGAUAUCCCAGCUAAAGGCCCUGGAAUAACUAAUCCUCUAUCACUUUAUCAUUACAUCAUUCAAAUAUUUACUGGGAAUAAACCAAACUCCGGUACCAAUGCAAAUAUUUUCAUAAAUAUAUUCGGUGAUAAAGGUGACAGUGGCGAAAGAUGGCUAAGACGAUCAGUUAAUAAAAAUUCAAAGUUAUUUGAACAAAAUCAAAUGGAUGAGUUUGUAAUUGAAGCAGUUCAACUGGGUCCCAUCACCAAAGUUUGCAUUGGUCAUGAAGAAAGAACACCUGGAUGUGGUUGGUAUUUGGCGAAAAUUGUAUUAACCAUCAAAGAAAACCCUAAAUAUAAGCUUACAUUUGAAUGUUAUCGAUGGUUUGAUGUCGGAGAAGACGAUGGACAGAUUGUUCGUGAACUGAUUGCUCAUAGUUCAUUAAGUGCUAUCGCAUAUAAUGUAACAGUAUUAACUGGUUCAUGUCGAAAUGCUGGGACUACGGCCAAUGUUUUCGUUCAUUUGUAUGGAUUACAAGGUGAAAGUAAAGAUAUGCAACUCAAACAUAGAGAUACAGAAAUUACAAAGUUUGAAGCUGGAAAAUCUGAAGAAUUCAUUUUGGCAUGUGGAAAACUUGGUGAAAUAAAGAAAAUCAAAAUUUGGCAUGAUAACAUUGGCCCAGAUUCAGGCUGGUUCUUAGAUGAAGUGAUUGUAAUUGAUUAUUUUCUUGGACGUCAUUAUGUAUUCCAUGUAAAUAGAUGGUUAGCUAAAAAUGAAGCUGAUGGACUGCUAACAUUAGAGCUACUGCCUACAAGUAUCAUUAGUAUAGAAAGAAUGAUCCCUCACGAAGUCGUGAUAUUCACUGGUGACAAAAGCGGAAGUCAGACAAAAAGUAUUGUCACUGUUCAGUUGUAUGGAACACCAUUGAAGAGAAAAACUGAAAAUAUACGAUUGUCAAAAACACAACAUUCUUUCAAAUUUGGUCAACCGGAAACAUUUCGUAUAUUUGCACCAGACAUUGGGCCUUUACAAAAAUUAAUAGUUGAACGUGAUGGUACAGGUUCAUCAGAUGGAUGGUACUUGGAGAAAGUUCUAAUUAGAAAGCCAUCUAAUUUCUUCCAGAAAAUGAAUCGUUCUCCAACAACUAGUCCUGUCAGAUCAGUAAACUUUCAGUUAUCAAAAGAUCGCAUGAUACCGCAAAAAGAUUCUAAUCAAUUCAAUUAUACACAAAAUGAUAAAAAUAUUGAUGGUCCACCGAAUAAUUUCUCUGUCCCGGAAGAAAUAAAAGAUGCAGAAGGAGCUGAAAACUACUGGUUCUUUUUUAAUGCUUGGCUGUCUAAACAGUAUGACAAAAAACAAAUGAAUGGUGAAAGCUUUUCCUCCACUGAAGAUGGAAAACCUUUGCAAACGCUUAUGGAGUCUUAUUAUGAAGUCAUUGUGAAAACUGGUGAUCGUAAGUUUGCAGGCACUGAUUCUCAUGUUUAUUUAACAAUGUUUGGCAUAAAUAGUGAAUCAAAAGAAAUUCAUUUAUCAAAUUCAAAAACACACACUAAUAAAUUUGAACAAAAUCAUGAAGACAUAUUUGAUUUGAAUGCAAUCGGUUUGGGGUCAUUGAUAAAGGUUCGAAUACGACAUUCUAACACAGGUAUUGCACCUGGCUGGUUUCUAGACUACAUUUUAAUCCGUGAAAGUUUUCAACAAAAGAAAAUCGAGUAUUUUUUCCCUUGCUAUCAAUGGUUAUCUGCUACAAGUGCAGAUGGGUUGGUUAUUAGAGAACUUCCCGUUGCUUCGGAAAAUAUUCUUGAAAGAUGGAAAUCUGGUCAUGAUAUUUUUGACGAUUCAAGACUUAUUUUAGAAGACCAAAGUACAAUUUAUCAUGUACGCAUUCAUACGGGUUCUCAAUCCAACAUCAGUUCCGAUGCUAAUGUUCAAAUACAGCUUUACGGUGAUAAAGAUUUCACUGGGAAUAUUAGACUUUAUAAAGCAUAUUAUGGAAAUGAAGAUGUACUUGUGAAUAAAUACCAAGCUGAUCAAGUAGCAGAUUUCAUUGUCAAAGCAAUUAAUGUUGGCAAUAUUAAAAAAAUCAGAAUCGAACAUAACACAGCCGGAGGAUCUUCUAAGUGGUUAAUUGACAGUGUCGAAGUUGAAGCCAAAAAACUUGGACUUUUAUGGAAAUUUGAAUGUAACCGAUUCAUCACACCGCAACAACCUGAACUAAUAUUGUAUCCUGCACCAAAAGACAUAUCAUUUGUAAAGCCUAUGAUCAACUAUCAAAUUAAAACAUUUACAAGUGAUAUUUCUGGAGCAGAAACAACAAGUAGUGUGUAUAUUCAGCUGUACGGAAAUGAUGGUUUACCAAGCUCCAUAAGACGUCUACAUCAGAAUAACGAAAGUGAACUAAGAUUCCAACGCAACAGAGUCGACACAUUUUACGUUGAACUAGAAGAGUUACAAGAACCAUUCAGUAAGCUAAGAAUAUGGCACGACGAUAAAGGUAGUUCAACAGACUGGCACUUGAAUAAAGUAGAGAUCAGGAAAAUCAAAACAGGUCAAUAUGUCUUCGUUACUUAUAUAUUUCCGUGUAAUAAAUGGCUUUCACAUAAAAUGGAUCAAUCUGCAUUGGAACGUGAACUUAUUCCAAGUCAUAUGCUUCAGGAUCAAAAUGGUAUAUUACAACUUGAAAGACAAAUAUCACCAAAAUGGUUAAUGAACACUUAUGAAGUAAGAAUAAUCACUGGUGACAAGGCGUACGCUGGAACCGAUGCCUCCGUCUACCUCACAUUGUUUGGUGAAAACGGUGAUAGCGGUGAACGUAAAUUGAUAAAAUCUCUUACACAUCGAAAUAAGUUUGAACGUGGACAGACAGAUGUAUUUCAACUGGAAAUAGUAGAUUUGGGAAAAAUUAACAAAGCGCGCAUAAGACAUGACAAUUCAGGUGUUAAUCCUUCUUGGUAUUUAUCUAAAAUCGUAGUUUUCAACAUUUCAAAGUCUCAAAAUGUACAAGAUUUGAAACAUCAUCCCAAAGAAACUCAUCAUCUAAUGACGUAUGUAUUUAAUUGUGAAGCUUGGUUAUCAACCGAACAUGACGAAAAAGUCUUGGAUAGAUUCUUUACAGCUGAAACAAUUAAAGCCGAAGAUACACCUGGCUUUGCAUCAACUAUUGUGCCAAAAAGUCCCAAAGAUGACGUUCCUCCUAAAUUAAUGCCAGAUUUGUCUAAGGAGAAAAAACUGUCUCAAACUGUGCCCUAUUUGAUUACGGUUAUCACUGGUUCAGACAGGAAAGCUGGAACGACCGGUCCUGUGUGGAUUUGCUGUGUUGAUAAAGAUAAAAGGAAUUCAGAAAAGUUAAUUCUAAGUGAUAGUUAUGGUAGAACGACGUUGAAAAGGGGAACUACAAAACAUUUUCGUUUCUCAGGUGUUAAAAUCGAUGAUUUGACUGAAGUACAAGGUAAAAACAAACAUUGGAAACUACAGUGUGUGGAAGUAACUGUCGGCAAUACAAAUGAAUUAUAUCGUUUUGUAUAUGAUGACUGGCUUAGUUUAACGUAUGGUAAACGAAAAUCAAUAUGGGUUGACCUGCCAUCUAUGAUUGGUGAUACUGUUCAGUUGAAAGAGACAUGUUUGGAUAUAUUUGUUAAAACUGGAAGUAUCCCGGGCUGUUCUACAGAAGCAAAUGUUUAUGUACAACUUUUUGGUGAAUAUGGUGAUUCAGGAGAGAUAUUAUUAAAACAGACUGUAUCGAAUCAGAAACCUUUUCAAAAUAAUUCAAUUGAUCAUUUUAAAAUACCAUCGAUUUUGAAACUUGGUAAUCUCGCUCGUUGCCGAAUAUGGCAUGAUAAUAAAGGAUCAUCACCAAAUUGGUAUUGUGAAUGGCUAGAAGUGAAAGAAGUUUUAAUCACGGGUGAAAAAAGUUUGACAUGUAACUGGAAAUUUUCAGUCAACAAAUGGUUAUCCAUAAGUGACGAUAACAAACAGUUAUUAAGAGAUGUUCCAUGUUCUGAAGUUUAUGUCAAUGAUUCAAAAGGUCAAAGAACUACUGAUCAGGAGUCGACUGAGAUUAUGAUAAUAAUGGCAAAUUCUAUGAAUCUCUUCGACCUGAAAGAAAGUCCUGAAGGAAAACUAGUAUAUGACAUAGUGAUAGAAACUGGAAAACUAAAGGAUUCUGGUACAACUUGUGAUGCUUGGAUAAUGAUAGAAGGUAAACACGGUCGUAGUCCGAAAUUGGAACUAGUUAACCAAGUUGACAAUCCAAUACUUCAAGUUAACCAAGUGAACAAAUUUCAGUUACCAAGCUUUCCGCUGGGGGAUCUUGAAACCAUUCGACUAGGUAUACAACAGCAAAAUGUUAUUAGUCAAGCAAAUCAAAAUGAUAUUCAAUCACAAAAGUGGUUUUGUGAAAAAGUAAGCAUAAUAGAUCCAGUAAGCAAACGGACAUAUAUAUUUGCUAUUAAUCAAUGGUUAAGUGUUAUGCCGACUCCGAAUUCCAAGAAGGAUGUUCUGGUGAAUUAUAGUCAAAUAAUUGAAGAUCCUUAUAAGAAAUCGUUCAAUGAACUUAAACAUAGACGAACUAUCAUUUACAAGGUAUCCAUUUACACUGGAACAAAAGGUUGCGCAAACACAGAUGCUAAUAUUUUCAUCACGAUGUUCAGUAAUACACCGGGCCUGAACUCUGGACGGAUUGCUUUGAAACGAGAAAACAAACAUUUGUUUGACAAGAAACAACUUGAUGAAUUUUUUGUUGAAUCUAUCGAUUUAGAAUUUGUUCAACGAAUUAUCAUAGAACACGAUAACACAGGUGUUAGCCCCGACUGGUAUUUAGAUAAAAUACUAAUCACAAAUCAGACUAACGAUCAGAUUCACAUAUUCCAAUGCUAUCAGUGGAUUUCAAAGAAAAAAGGUGAUUGUAAAUCAUGGAAAGAAUUACUGGUCUCAAGUUAG
This is a messenger RNA of Schistosoma turkestanicum, 7014 nucleotides long. NCBI's taxonomy places the organism in Eukaryota, Metazoa, Platyhelminthes, Trematoda, Strigeidida, Schistosomatidae. The record is from the annotation of a GenBank genome assembly.